CUAGAAGCGGGCGCAAUACGCUGUCAAACUAACGCUUAGCGUUGCUUGUAUUUCACAGCGGUUCUUCGAAUUUCAUUAAAUUUUCUAACUUAGACUAUAAAAAUUGCACCCUUCGCCGCAUUUUAGCUACCUCUCCUCGUCAGCCUCGCCUCAGUUUCAAACACGCUCUAUCUCUCUCCGCUUUCUCUCUCUAGGAUUGAUUCACAAUGAGUGUGACAUUGCAGUCCAUCUCGCUCUUAAACCCUGACCCUAGCAGCUGUGGAUUGAAGAAGUCACCUUCGUGUUCUUCUCUGCGGUUUGGACAAUUGGUUGCAGCACGUGGUUACCGAGGCUCGCCUAUUGCCGUCCCGAAAGUGCUUUCCGGCGCUUCUCUGUCCCUGCACAGGCGGAGCUUGUGGACUCGGCCAAUUGUCGCCGUCUCUGCUUCCCAGGACGAAUCUCAGCAUUCAGAUAUUGAGGUGGAGAAUGAAAACAACAAUGCCAAACCGAAAUCUGAAGAAUCAGAAGAACCUUCGAAACAAACUCUGGGUUCUUUCAAGGAACAAACCUUGAAGCUGCGAAGCCUCUCACGGGAAUUCUCGAAGAAAGCAUUGGUUAUUAUGAAAGAUACUUCGGAGCAGUUAAAAAUAUAUGCUGAUAAGGCAAGGGAUGAUUUGAGUGAGAGAGCAAAUGAAAUCAGUGAACAUUAUAUCACCAUAGCUGAAGCCAAUUCCCCUGAGCCAGUGAGGGAAAUUGUUGAAGCAUAUCAUAUAUCAGCUAUUGAUCCCAAUGAUGUUGUGCAAGUCCGUGACUUUCGCGUUGGGAUACCUUAUGGUCUUUGGCUUUCUGUGGGUGGAUUCCUUUCCUUCUUGGUAACGGGAAGCAUUUCUGCAAUUAGGUUUGGGGUUAUCCUUGGUGGCACUCUUUUGUUUCUAAGCGUUUCAAGUUUAAGAUCAUAUAGAAAAGGAAAAUCAUCUCCCUUUUUCUUGACAGGGCAGACAGCUAUAUCCAGUAUAAUUUUUCUAAGGGAGGUAAUCGUUCUGGCUCAGAGACCAUCGUUUCCGAAUAUUUUAACAACCCUUGUCAGUGGAGCAGUUGUAGCUUUCUAUUUCAAUAAGGUUGUACAGAAUCGCGAGGAUCAAAAGGGUCCCAACUUUGAGAAGGAGACAGAGAGUUAGAGAGCGUUCAACGUGAGUUUGCAGAUCGUUUCUUACAUGAGGUGCGGUGCGAUGCUUCUUUUAUGUAGAUGUACCAACAGUGAUUGAAACUGGAAUAUAUAAUAUGGUUUGGUGUUCCCGGCAGAGCCAAGUAACCAUCUCCGUCCGCGCCAGGCUAAUGAUAUUUGCGGGAAAGCGGUAGCUGUGAGAGAACGUUUAUGCGCUUCUGUUGGGAACGAGCAACAGAACUUAACGCGCUUUUCUUUCUUUCUUUCUUUCUUUUUUUUUUUUUUUUUUUUUUUUCACUUUGUUGUAUCAUCAUUUAGUUUAUCAGGGCAAUCAUUUGAUUUUUAUAUCUGUAAUAAUAUAUGGUGUUCUUGCUCUC
Molecule: messenger RNA, 1521 nt
Organism: Pyrus x bretschneideri (Chinese white pear)
Lineage: Eukaryota; Viridiplantae; Streptophyta; Magnoliopsida; Rosales; Rosaceae
Product: protein FATTY ACID EXPORT 3, chloroplastic-like
Exons: 6
Coding region: 207-1157 (316 amino acids)
Cellular component (GO): membrane
Source: RefSeq, a predicted model, not a curated record